Molecule: messenger RNA, 963 nt
Organism: Aspergillus thermomutatus
Lineage: Eukaryota; Fungi; Ascomycota; Eurotiomycetes; Eurotiales; Aspergillaceae
Product: aldo/keto reductase family protein
Exons: 2
Coding region: 1-963 (320 amino acids)
Cellular component (GO): cytosol
Molecular function (GO): oxidoreductase activity
Source: RefSeq, a predicted model, not a curated record
AUGGCCAAUUCUCACGCCCAGAUAGUCUUUGGCGGCGGCACCUUCGGCGCUGCCCUUGACUGGUCCACACCGGAGAAGGUGGAAGAGUUCCUUCAAGUCCUCGAACGGAACAACAUCAAGACUAUCGACACGGCCCAGAUCUACGGCACAAGCGAGGAACUUUUGGGGCAAACCAAUGCCCCGAAGCGCUUCGUCAUUGACACCAAGUUCGGCGGUGGCUUCAUCCCCGGACCCUCCACCAAAGACGUGGUGAUCAAAAGCGGCGAUGAGAGUCUGCAAAAACUGGGCACGGAUAGUGUGAACGUUUACUAUAUUCACGCGCCGGAUCGCCAGACCCCGCUCGAGGAAACCCUCGAGGGCAUCAACGAGCUUCACAAGGCAGGCAAAUUCAAGCAGUUCGGUCUGUCCAAUUUCCGCGCGGACGAGGUGCAGGAUGUCAUCCGCGUCGCCAAGGAGAAGGGCUACGUCCUCCCUUCCGUGUACCAGGGUAACUACAACGCCAUAUCCCGCCGGAUUGAGACGGAGUUACUGCCCGUCCUCCGGGAAAACAACAUCCGCUUCCACGCGUACAGCCCCAUUGCCGGUGGGUUCCUGACUAAGACGAAGGAGCAGAUCCUCAAUGGCGGCGAGGGCCGCUGGGAUCCGAACAGUCUAUUUGGUCAGGUCUAUCAUAAGCUGUACAAUAACCCUGCGAUGCUGGAGGCGCUGGAUGACUGGGGUGAGAUUGCGGCGGCGGAGGGAAUCGCCAGGGCAGAGCUGGCUUAUCGGUGGAUCUUCUUCCACUCGCAUAUCCGCGAAGACCUAGGGGAUGCGGUCUUGGUCGGUGCGACUAAGAUCAGUCAGCUUGAGCAGACGCUCGCGGCCAUCCAGAAGGGCCCUCUGGGUGCGGAGGCUGUAAAGCGGAUCGAUGCAGUUUGGGAGAAGAUCAAGGAUGUGGCUAUUUUGGACAACUUUAAUGCGUGA